UCUCGCGUGGCUGGCUGCUUUCUCUCCACCUCCACCAGCAAACGGCACAGCACCACUGACCAGCAGCGCCUCUCUUCCUUCUCUUCUCCCCCACCUCCUCUUUCUCGCUCUCUCUCCCUUUCUCUUUGAGUGAGCGAGAGGUCUCCCGAAACCCGGCCGAGGAGCUCCCGGAUACAUCAGAGAGGCGAUCUCCUCCUAAAGCGCAACAUGGCUACAAUCGUAACCUCCACCAGAUUCACAGACGAGUAUCAGCUGUACGAAGAGCUCGGAAAGGGUGCUUUCUCUAUCGUCCGCCGAUGUGUAAAGAAAUCAACAGGCCAGGAAUAUGCUGCAAAGAUCAUCAACACAAAAAAGCUGUCGGCGAGAGAUCAUCAGAAGCUGGACAGAGAAGCUCGGAUCUGUCGUCUCCUCAAGCACCCCAACAUAGUGCGUCUCCAUGACAGUAUCUCAGAAGAAGGCUUUCAUUACCUGGUCUUUGACCUUGUGACUGGUGGAGAGCUGUUUGAAGACAUUGUCGCACGAGAAUAUUACAGCGAGGCAGAUGCAAGUCAUUGCAUCAAUCAGAUCCUGGAAAGCGUCAGCCACAUCCACCAGCAUGACAUUGUGCACAGGGACCUCAAGCCUGAGAACCUGUUGUUGGCCAGUAAGAUGAAGGGGGCAGCAGUGAAGCUGGCUGACUUUGGUCUCGCCAUCGAGGUGCAGGGAGACCAGCAGGCCUGGUUUGGUUUUGCAGGCACUCCUGGAUAUCUGUCCCCUGAAGUCCUGAGAAAGGACCCCUAUGGCAAGCCAGUGGAUAUCUGGGCCUGUGGUGUGAUCUUGUAUAUUCUUCUGGUGGGUUACCCUCCCUUCUGGGAUGAAGACCAACAUAAGCUCUAUCAACAGAUCAAGGCUGGAGCGUAUGAUUUUCCAUCACCAGAGUGGGACACCGUUACCCCAGAGGCCAAAAACCUCAUCAACCAGAUGCUGACCAUCAACCCAGCGAAGAGAAUCACUGCUGAUCAAGCGCUCAAGCAUCCGUGGGUCUGCCAACGGUCUACUGUUGCCUCCAUGAUGCAUCGACAAGAGACCGUCGAGUGUCUGCGCAAGUUCAACGCCCGCAGAAAACUGAAGGGGGCUAUUAUCACCACCAUGCUGGUAUCCAGAAACUUCUCAGUGGGUCGGCAGCACACCGCCCCAGCCACCCCUACCACCAGCACAGCUGCACUGGCACAGGAAGCGUGCAAAAGUUUAAUGGCCAAAAAGUCAGAUGGCGUCAAGCCACAGACAAACAACAACAAAAACAGUGUAGUAAGCAGCAGCACCAAAGACAGCAGCAUAUCAUCCACUGCACCAAUGGAAUCACAGACCACUGUCGUGCACAAUCCAGCCAAUGGCAUCAAGGGCUCUACAGAGAGCUGCAACACCACAGAAGAGGAGGACAUGAAAGGUAGGAAAGCAUCGGUGGGCGGGGAUAGCAAUGACAGUGCAGUGGUCAGCCAAUGCAGUGCCUCUGAGGAGCCAACUCCUCAGACUGAGACUCCUCCCCCUUGCCCACCUCUCACACGAAAGCAGGAGAUCAUUAAAAUCACAGAGCAACUGAUUGAGGCCAUCAACAAUGGAGACUUCGAAGCCUACACGAGGAUCUGUGACCCUGGCCUCACUUCUUUUGAACCAGAAGCACUUGGAAACCUGGUGGAGGGCAUGGACUUCCAUAAGUUCUACUUUGAGAAUUUGCUGAGUAAGAACAGUAAGCCGUUGCAUACAACUAUUCUGAACCCUCACGUGCACCUGAUCGGAGAGGAUGCCGCCUGCAUCGCCUAUAUCCGACUGACGCAGUACAUGGACGGUCAGGGGCGCCCACGCAGCUGCCAAUCAGAGGAGACCCGCGUGUGGCACCGUAGAGAUGCCAAGUGGCUCAAUAUCCACUUCCACUGCUCUGGAGCGCCCGCCGCACCGCUACAGUGAAGCACACAGGGCAGAGCAUGCCUGAAUACUAAAAGUGAUUGGAGCAUUUCUUCUCCGUGCACGUAUUGCCGCCUGGAGCCCGGCCGUAAGAGAACCUCUUGAAGUUUUGAAAACGUAAGGGGAAAAAAUUGACACAACAAAGAAAUGUAUUUAAAGCAAACUGUGGCCACCACUUCUGCCCAACCCUAGCUAGACGUGGGGCGGGCGGCCAUGGCAGCAGCCCCGCCUUCUGGAUGCUGCAUGCUUCUAAUGCCCACACGGGGCGCUGUAUUGUCUUUACCCAUAAUCCCAUAAUCUCUGCUGCCCAACAUUCGGAAAUGGUGUUUAAAGUAUUAAUAUAUUGUAAAAUAUUGAGAUCUUCACUUGUGUAAUUAACAACUGAUAGUAAUGGAGGGAAUCAGAAAUGUGUUUUUAAAAAUAAGAGCACGCCAUUUAAGGAGUAAAUGGAGUUUAUUAGAUUUAGUUUUUCUUAUGCAAAGAAUGUGAUUGAACAGCAUAUCAGAGGAACAGAAAAAUGUUAAGUUGAUAAAUAUCAAACGUUAAAGCACCAAAGUGUAGACUCUUGACAUCUUUAAGAAGAGGAUGUUUUUAAUGUUGCUUUUAUUUUUCUUGAAAGGGAGGAUAAGGUUGGGAAAGGGUUUUUUUUGGUACGUUGUAGUGUAUUAUUUUGUGGAAUUCCUGAUUUUUUUAUCUUCUAAAUUAUGCUGUAUUUGUACGUUUUCUGUGUUUUCAAGAGAAUUGUUUUAAAGUGGGGCACGAUUUACUGUAGUUGCGCAUAAAUAGUUAUUUAUCACGAGAAGGGAAUAAACAGUCUGUGGUUUUAGGGUAUGGGGAGGGGAGAUGUGCGAGUUGAAUGUUGGUGUUUGUGUAAAUGUCUUUCUUGGGCUCGAUAUGCUUGUUGUUCUCUGGUGUUUAAAGUAGUUGAGUUGGGUUUUUUGGCUUCCUGUGUGUUUGCAUCCAUAACCUCCCAGCUGUCUGAACCUGAAGUUUCGUUUUAAAUCAGUGUUCUGAAUUUAUUGCUUGUCUCCUGGUCACCAGGGGGCACUAAACACUACUUGCAUACUAUAAACUUUCUCAAAAAUACUCACCCUUUAGGCUUCCAGCUGCUGUGCACAUCUUUUUGUAGUUCCUAGGCAUGUCAAAAAGCAAAUAAAUAAAAUGGCCUGUACUGUUUUGCACAUAAGCUUAACGCUGAUCUGUUCACUUUAUAUGUGGACUGCUUUCCAACUUCAGGUUAUGAAAUCCAUCCAUGGAGUCCCAACACUCCAAACUGUCACAUUUCCCCUCCAUGAGCGUCUGCAGACUUAUAUUUUUCUGUUGCGUUGUUGCAGUUUUCAUGAUAGAUAGUGAGUUGAAGUGAUUAUGGUUUGCUUGGACAAUGGUCACUUGGCCUUCUAGUGUACAGACAGGAUAUUGAAUGAAAAAGACAUUCUGAAUGCAGUUUAAGGAGUUUUCUGUGGUCCAUUUUUUUUGCAGAAUCUGUUCUGAUUUUCUGAAUGUUGGUGUUUGUCAUGGAUUUGUUGCAUCGUGUUAUGUUAUAUUUUUCCUCAGUAUAAUCUGUAAAUACUUAUGAGGGAUGAAUCGAGCGCUUAGCUAAUCGGGGAGGCUUCCUUUUAAUCCCACACUCAACAAACACUUGGUAAACCGUCACGCACAAACACAACUCUUUCUGAUCGCAAAGUAAACAUAUGUUGUUAAAUGUCAUAUAUGAUGCUGAUUUGGAUGUGUUUAAGCACACAGACACAUUGUGUUCCCUUUAAAGUUUCCGUGUGUGAAUCUGUUUGACUGUCUUACAUUGGUGCACUGUUCUUGACUGUGUUAUUGCGUAGGGUCUUGUGUGAUUUUUGAUGCCUGAGGGGGGCUUUGCUGUUCACCCCUCCCACUCUGUGCUAAGCCAUCGCUUGUGACAUACUUUUUUGAAGUUGGGCAGCAAACGAUAACUCUGUUUAAAAACGAACUCCUGCCCUAAAGCAUCUUGUGCGUUCACAGAUGAAACCAUCUGCUGUGUCACCAAACUGUGCUCUCUGUCUCUCCCUGCUGCAGUUUUGUGUGUGUCCCGUCUGUGCUACAUACCCAAUGACUAUGAUCCUUCCUUCAGUCAUAGUUUGUUCUCUUCUCUAAGAAGGGAAAGUGUCCAGAUUGUUGUAUAGUUAACAAAUAAAACAAACAGUCAAGAGAGGAGAUAUUUUCAGAUGCAGGAGACUGCAGUUCUUGUGACUGUUAGGUGGACACGCCAACUAAAUAACUAGUUAAACCCACUCUAACAACCAAACCAUAUAUGCAGUUCAAGAGGCAGAAAAUAUGCAUGUGUAACUUUCUGGUAAUAUUUUUCACUGUAUGUGUUUACCUAAAAUUGAAAUCUAUGUAUGUUACCUGCAUCUUCAGGGUAAAUGAAAUGUGGCUCUGAAAUAUGGUUUCCAGUGCUAAAAUGUAAUCUUUUUGUAAAGAAAAGGACAAAAAGAGAUUAAAACAGCUUUAGCUUGGUAUGUUUCACAAUUCUUGACAACUUUUUGCAUUGUAACCAUAUAUGAUGGGACUAAAUAUGACUAUACUCUUAGGUUUAAUUGGAUGCUGGAUUUUUUUGCAUGACCAUACAAUUAAUAAAACUAUGAAUUUAAAUCUA
Messenger RNA from Triplophysa dalaica, 4567 nucleotides. RefSeq names its product calcium/calmodulin-dependent protein kinase (CaM kinase) II gamma 2 (gene camk2g2). NCBI's taxonomy places the organism in Eukaryota, Metazoa, Chordata, Actinopteri, Cypriniformes, Nemacheilidae. The transcript is spliced from 22 exons. Gene Ontology annotation, cellular component: neuron projection; cytoplasm. Gene Ontology annotation, biological process: protein phosphorylation. Gene Ontology annotation, molecular function: ATP binding; calcium/calmodulin-dependent protein kinase activity; calmodulin binding. The record is from RefSeq and is a predicted model, not a curated record. The coding region runs from base 208 to 1944 and encodes 578 amino acids.